AUGCCAAAAACUAAAAUGCCUAGGCGAGCACAACCAAAAAAAGAUGGUCCUGAAUCAGGAGAGGAUUCGGACGAGUACAGAAAACGAAGAGAUCGAAAUAAUCUGGCUGUAAAACGCAGUAGGGUAAAAUCGAAGCAAAAAACGCAAGAGACAUUAAAUAGGGUAACAGAACUCAGAAAUGAGAACACUGUACUAGAAGAAAAAGUAAAGACUCUGACUAAGGAACUAGGCUUUCUCAAAGAAUUGUUUCUUGCACAUGCAUCAAACAGUGCCGAUAAAAAUAAAUUUGAAGGUGUAGAUUUAAACAAACUCCUGCAGGAACCAGCAGAUGAAUCUACAUCUUCGGGAAAUAAUACUUAGUAGGGUGAUACUUUAUAUGUAAAAAAAUGUAAGAUAUAGCUGUAUUUCUGUAUACUCAUUAUGCUUUGUAUAUAGCAAAGUUUAAACUUUAAACUGUCUUUAUUACAAUUAUUUUCGAAAAAUUUUAAAUAAACACUACUUCUUAAUUCACAAGCUUUUGCAAAUUAGAGUAUAAAAAGAACUAUUAAUACUGCCAGUGCAAUGAAUGUCAUUGUAGCAUUGUAGAUUACUUUUCUGUAAAGUAAGUUAAUAGGUUACAUGGCAGUGACUUAGUAGUCAAACAUCUUACCUUUUGAGAUAAUAAUUAUCAAUAGCAAUUUUGUAUAUUUAUCUUCUAUUUUUUCUUUUCUCAUAUCUAGAACUUUACUGAAUUAUGUACAUAUGAUAAAUUAAUAUAUUUACUCGAAAGCACUGUUGUUAAAUUUUAUUAAAUUACUUUUUGUUUUAUUUACUGCUAGUUUCAUAUGAAUUGUAUAAAAAGUAAUUUAAAACUGUGAAUUAAGAAAUUAUUUAAGCGUUUUUAAAACUAUUUGUCAAACAAAUAGUACUUUUUAUAUAUUAUAGUAGUUAUAGAGAUUGGUAAAAAUGUAUUAUAUAACACUAGUGUAACCAACACAGAAAUCAAUAUAGCUCAUACGUAAUAACUCACAAAAAAUUAUACUGAUAUAAUAAUUUGAACUUUUAUGGCUGUUAUAUUUAGUCUUAGUAAUUUUUAGAUAAUGUAGCCUUUUGUAAUUUGAUCGUUUGAAAAGCAUGUUAAUUUUUAUUCAUCAAAUCCUGUUUGUCAAAACAUAGGUUAACCUGUCAACUGGCUAAAUAACAGAUUCACCUUUGUUGCCACAUUGUCUCACGUUUUCCUUGUAUGUACAUAAAUAACUCAAAUUAAUAAUACAUAUGAUUUAUUAAAUAGAAAUUUUUAACUUUUAACUUAAUCGAAAAAUUUUAGUAAAACUAGGAAUGAAACAUUUGUUAUAAUUUUUGUUUCCAAAAUUGACAUUUUUUGACAUUUCUAAGUGAUUUAAAACUGGCAGAAUUUGGAGCUAUUUGUGGUGUUUGUAUUGAUUGUAAAGUAAACAGUAAGAUAAUUGUUUUGGGAGCAAGAGGAGUCUUAGAAAUACUAUAUAAUGCAAUAUAAUGUUGAUUUAAUGUUCUCAAUUAUAAUGAAUCAAUCAAGCUAUAUCGCAAUCAUCGAGCAAAAAGAUAAAAGAGGGAAUGUAAAGGUAGUGGGGACAAAAAUAUUGUUAGACAGGAAGUGCUAUCUUGAGAGGCCACUUUAAACAAGGAUAGACAGUCUCUUUUCUUGUUUAAGAAGUCAAAUUAAGUUUGGUUAUGUUAUUGUUUGUCCCAACUGUCACAUGAAAUUUUAUUUUAUAUUGAAGUUUUUUACCAAUUGUGUCACUUU
Messenger RNA from Diabrotica balteata, 1762 nucleotides. NCBI's taxonomy places the organism in Eukaryota, Metazoa, Arthropoda, Insecta, Coleoptera, Chrysomelidae. The record is from the annotation of a GenBank genome assembly.